This is a messenger RNA of Trifolium pratense (red clover), 1182 nucleotides long. RefSeq names its product peptidyl-tRNA hydrolase 2, mitochondrial. The coding region runs from base 156 to 746 and encodes 196 amino acids. Gene Ontology annotation, molecular function: peptidyl-tRNA hydrolase activity. Lineage: Eukaryota; Viridiplantae; Streptophyta; Magnoliopsida; Fabales; Fabaceae. The record is from RefSeq and is a predicted model, not a curated record. The transcript is spliced from 7 exons. Gene Ontology annotation, cellular component: mitochondrion; cytosol.
CAAACUUAAACUAAGUAAUUAUUAUUAUUCUUUGAAGGAGUUAAGCCAAUUAGUUACGACUUACGAACAUACUCCAAAAGUAAGGUGUGUUUUUUUUUUCUCAGUGCCGCCGGAACCCUAAAAUCCUGAUUGUGUUUCUCAGCUUCUUCAUUGAAAUGGAAAUGUCAUGGUUAAGUGCAAUUUUGGUCGGUGCUGGUUAUCUUGCUUUGGGUUUCUUCAUUGGUUCUCACUAUCAUCCUCGUUUCCCUUUAUCUCGCAAAUUUUCAUUAUCUAAAGACAAAGAAGAAGAUGCUUCACUUCUCAAUGAUAAUGAUAACAACAACGGUAAGCACAAGAAGAACACUAAGUCCAAAGUCAAAGACCCACUUGAGAUUGAACAACUCGCUGAUAUUCUCGAUGAUUUUAAGAUGAUACUUGUUGUUAGAAAUGAUCUUAAAAUGGGUAAAGGAAAGAUUGCUGCUCAAUGCAGUCAUGCAACGUUGGGUCUCUACAAAAAGGUUCUUUAUCGAGCUCCAAAGGCUUUAAAUAGGUGGGAGAUGUCUGCACAGCCCAAGGUUGUUGUCAAAAUUGAAAGUGAAGAAGAUAUGCUGGCUUUGCAAGCUAGGGCUAAAUCUCUGAAGUUACCAACUCAUAUCACAAUAGAUGCUGGUAGAACACAGAUUGCACCGAAUUCCAGAACAGUGAUGGCAAUUCUCGGACCUGUUGAAGUGGUAGAUGAGGUAACAGGUGGACUGAAACUUCUAUAGUUUUGUGUCCUGUCAAGGUGGAUUCAUUAUUUACCAUGAGGUUGGGUGUUCAUGACGAACAACACAUCGAAGGAUAUGGACUUAACGUAAUUAGUUCCCCUGUGAAGAUUUGCCUUGUUCUUUGGCCACACAAUUUUAGUUAAUCUUUAGUAGACAGUAAUGAUGAUGAUGAUGAUGACAAUGAAAACUUACUGUUGGAGAUCCUCACUCAAAAACUGGAAUCAUGAGAAUAAUAGAUAAUACAGAAGAGUGCAAUUUAUUUAUUUUAGAUGAAAUGUUCUUGUGUCCAAAAUUUAUGAUCCUAGAGGUACCAUGAUUGGUUUUGGAAUGUAUGUGACUUUUUUCUGGCCGUCUAUAAAAAAAAGUGGAUGUCAGUUGUUUGGCAUGAGAAAAUAUUGAAAGGAAAAAAAAAAAGAAGAAAUUUUCAGGUUGUCAA